Messenger RNA from Nothobranchius furzeri (turquoise killifish), 5093 nucleotides. It is a transcript of the gene smpd1, whose product is annotated as sphingomyelin phosphodiesterase 1. Gene Ontology annotation, biological process: sphingomyelin catabolic process; ceramide biosynthetic process. Gene Ontology annotation, cellular component: lysosome. NCBI's taxonomy places the organism in Eukaryota, Metazoa, Chordata, Actinopteri, Cyprinodontiformes, Nothobranchiidae. Gene Ontology annotation, molecular function: acid sphingomyelin phosphodiesterase activity. The record is from RefSeq and is a predicted model, not a curated record.
UGUUAUGUGUGUUUGUCACGUGAGCGCGAGCUUCGGUCCCGCUAGAAGGAAGUGCGGCUCUAGCUGGGCGGAAGGGAGCAGAACUUGGACCUAAAAGUCGUCUGAGACAAGUCGGAGCGACUCUAGACGUCGUGGACCUGCUUGAGUCCACCGGAAAUAAAAAACGAUCCACAAACUGGUCUCGUCCAAAUGAAACUCCACGCGCUGCUCCCGUUUCUGGGGUUGAUGACCUGCACUCUGCUCCUAAGGGGGCCGUCGCUGGGGUCGGGUCACCCGGUUCAGUCGUUAGAACAGACCAGAAUCCGGUUCCUGGAGCAGGUCGAUCGCCUCGGGCUCGCCUUCAACUGGAGGAAUCUAACCUGCCCCGCGUGCAAAGUGGUCUUCACCCUUCUUGAUAUCGCCCUUCUGAGCAACGCGAACGAAGAGCGAGUGGCGCACGUGGUCAGCGAGGCGUGCGUCCGCCUCCAUCUGUCCGAUAAGUUGGUGUGUCGGGAAAUAAUCGAGCUGUUCAGGGACGACUUCAUCAGGGCACUGCAGCAGUCCUUCCUCUGGCCCACUGAAGCGUGCGCCCUGUUGGUGGGCCCUUCCUGUGGCACGUUUGACAUUUACGCUCCUUGGAACAUCACUUUGCCAAAGGUUCCCAAACCCCCUGUUACACCGCCUUCUCCUCCCAAACCCGGUUCUCCGCAGAGCCGGGUUCUGUUUCUUACAGACAUCCACUGGGACAAGGAGUAUCAAGCCGGCAGCGCCGCAGACUGCAAGGAACCUCUGUGCUGUCGCAACAGCUCGGGCUUCCCCGGGAAGAGGCCGAGCCUGGCUGGGCACUGGGGAACCUACAGCAACUGUGACCUUCCCUUUCACACUGUGGAGAGCCUCCUUGAGAAUGCCGCCAGAGCCGGACCUUGGGACUGGGUCUACUGGACCGGAGACAUACCAGCACACAAUGUUUGGUCUCAGACCAGGAAUCAGCAGCUGACUGAACUUACAGUCAUCUCCAAGCUCGUCCGCAAACACCUGGGACCCAAAGUGACGGUCUACCCUGCAGUAGGAAACCACGAGAGCACACCAGUGAACAUCUUUCCACCACCUUUUGUUCACGGGAACAGAUCCUCCGCCUGGCUUUAUGAUAAAAUGGCAGAAGAUUGGGCAUCAUGGUUGCCAGAGCAGGCUCUGAAGACCCUGAGAUACGGUGGGUUCUACACUGCAACGAUUCAGCCGGGUCUGAGGGUGGUCUCGCUCAACAUGAACUUCUGUGCUCGAGAAAACUUCUGGCUGAUGGUGAACUCCACCGAUCCUGCUAACCAGCUGCAGUGGCUGGUCCAGGUCCUCCAGGCCAGCGAGGAUAAAGGCGAGAAGGUGCAUGUCAUCGGUCACAUCCCACCUGGCCUGUGUCUCAGCAGCUGGAGCUGGAACUACUAUCACAUAGUCAACAGGUAUGAAAGUACAAUUACAGGCCAGUUUUUUGGUCACACUCAUCUGGAUGAAUUCCAAAUGUUUUACGAUGAGAAAACCAUGACCCGGCCAUUAGGAGUGGCCUUCAUCGCCCCCAGUGCCACCACCUUUGUCAACCUCAACCCAGGGUAUCGCGUGUACUACGUUGAUGGGAAUUACCAGACCAGUUCUCGGCUGGUGCUCGACCACGAAACCUACAUCCUCAACCUCACGGUGGCCAAUCACAGUCCGGAAAAGAACCCCGAAUGGACUCUUCUGUACCGUGCCACCAAAGCGUACAGUCUUCCCACUCUGUUCCCGUCGGAUCACCAUGCACUGUUGCAGAACUUCGUCAAGGAUGAUCACGUGUUCCAGAAGUUCUGGCACCUUCGACAUAAAGGACACACGUCCGAGUCCUGCAUAGAGACCUGCAAAACCGCACUGCUCUGCUUCCUGCGAAGCGGACGCUACGACGAACUGCAGCAGUGCGACCACCUCAACGGCUUUGGAGGAACGUUGGUUCGGGCUUCGUUAAAAACUCUGUGCUGAUCUGAGUUCUGCCUGAAACAGCAGUGCUGAAGCAACGUGAGCCAAAAGAAAUCUUUGUUUCAAAGUUAAUCAUCAAAUAAUUGCACAUGUUUAACAAGUCAAACUGUUACAGGUGAUGCCGGUGUUAGAAAUCCAGCCAAAGUGUUUUAAAGUUCUGCCUUAGUCAGUAGUGUUUUAACGACUGACCGCAUUCGGCUAAAGGAUCUGAGUUUAGCUACCUCGGUUGAGUCAAAACCGCUUUAAAUUCUGAAACCUGUCGUUUACUUGAAAUGCACAGAAUGGUAGCAUCGUCUAUAAGUGGUUAUGUUAGCUGGGUGCCUUUUCUCAGGGGAAACGUGUGGCUUAUCAACAGCUGUUUGUUUAAAGCUGCUUUUUUGCUCUCUACGGUUUUUACAUUUCCUCAAAUUUUGUUGAUUAUCACACAAGAUGAAAGAGCUGGCAUUAAACUAGUGACCUUAAUUUGAAGAUGCUAAAAAGAAAAGUGAUUUUAAAUUAACUUAAAGGUGCAAUAUGUAAGAAUUUUGCAGAGAAAUUGUCACUAAACAGCCUCGUGUCUUAAUCCUGUUGGAAGGAAGGUUUAGUUGAAAAAGAUUUCCUUCUCGGUUGGCUGGGUGGAGGCCUGUCGUUCUUCUUUUGAGGGACGUAGUCGGUGUUGAGAAUCUGUCCUACCUCCAUACUUCCUGGUUCCAGAGCCAAUGGCCGUGUUCGAGUUGAGCAGCGCCUCACCUGGAAAGCAGACGGACGCAGCAGGGGGAGUGGCUGAAAGUCGGCGUUUAAGUCGGACAGAUUUCCCUACAUGUGUAGCUCGCGGGUGACGAUGGAUCAAGAUAUCGCGUUCAUACUUUUUUAAUUAUUUAUUUUAACUCUGGUGCCUGUUAGCAACCGAAACACAUCCUCACGUGCUUGUGGAUAUCAUAUAUUGUAUGUGAAGUCCUGACUGUAAUGAUAAGUAAAGGUUAUCAGCUGUAGCUUUAGCGUGCUCAUAGGAAACGUGACAAAAGAACACAAAUCACAUUCCUCUUUAUGGCCUAUAUAGUUGACAUCAUCAAUGUUACAUGAUUUAAAGAAUACAUGUGACCAACUAACAUUUUGCAUUCUACCACCGGAUGUUUGGAUCAACCAAUCAGGUCUUAGAUCAGGUGAGAGCCAGGCGUUUCCCGUCAUGCCCUAGGUUUUGCAGCCGGUGGAGAGCUACUGCAGCGCCUUGCUCCAAAAUCUGCGGCCGCCUUGAUCUCACGAGGUUAUCGUUGCCUACGUAGGCAUGACGUCAGAGCAAGUCGGACACGAAUCUAACCGGCAUGCACUGCACGCCGAUCACCGGUGAUCGAAUCUGCGCAGAACUGGCUCCUCCUGAACACAGCCAAUCAUAUGCUCACGGGGUUGCCAAGUCUUCAACACAAACGCUGUACCAGUAUUUGUAAUUUUGACACCAGCCGGCAAAGAGCAGCAGUGUUGUGGAAAAAAAGGUUAACCAAUAAAAGCAGCAGCCCAGAUGUUAUUUAUCGUAACCCUAAGAAGCUAGAGCAUUCUUUUUGUUUUUGUUUAAUAUCGGGUAAAGAAGGCCAGAGGCUAGCACUGCUACAAUGUUUGUUCGUUUUCCUCCGCUCAUCUGGGUUGGUAACGUAUCAAGUAGGUCAUUCCAGAUAGCCCUCUCCACCAGCUCCUCCGGCAGAACUCCCAACACAUUCCUAGACCAGAAUGGAGAUGUACUUGCUCCAAAGUGUCCUGGGUCAACUUGGGGGCCUCCUGCCAGCAGGACAUGCCCGAAACAUCACCCCAGGAAGGCGUCCAGGCAGCAUCCUGAUUAGACGCCCGAACCACCUCAGCUGGUUCCUCUCGAUGUGGAGGAGAAGCGGCUUUACUCCAAGUCCCUCCUGAAUGUCCAAGCUCUUCACCCUAUCUCUAUGGCUGAGCUCGGCCACCUUCCGGAGAAGACUCAUUUUGCCCGCUUGUAUCCACGAUCUUAUUCUUUCAGUUAUUACCCAAAGCUCAUGAUCACAGGUGAGGGUUGGGAAGUAGAUCAACUGGUAAGUCGAGAGCCAUGCCUUCUGGCUCAGCUCCUACACCACGAUAGACCGGUUCAUCCUCUGCAUCAGCACAGGCGUUGCACCAAUACUCCCGUCGAUCUCCCGCUCCCACCUUCUCUCCCUCGUGAACAAGGCCCCAAGGUACUUAAACUCCUCCACUUGAGGCAGGGCCUCUCUCCCGACCCAGAGUUGGCAAGCUGCCCUUUUCUGGUCGGUUCUAGAAUGCUAAUGGUGAAUUAGAAGCUCUGAAAAAUCUCAAGCUACAUUUUCAACUCACUAUUACAGUGAAAUGUGUUUAUUUACUUAACUUCCUUCAUCUAGAAUCUUCUGGCACUGAUCUGUAAUUGGCAACCGUAGCUCAAAACAGAAAUGCUUGUUUUGAAACUUGGGUUGCAGUACCUAAAUAUGACCACAAGAUGUCAUUCUUACUUCAUGCACCUUUAAAUUAACUUUUUAAAAUCUUUCAGUUGUGAAGAUUUGGGUCAAUGUUUUAUAUAGUUUGUCUUAAAGACACCCUGAAAUCUCACUGGUUGUUUUUCUUUAAAGAGCAAGUCACCCCCUACCAGAGUCUUACUCCUUCCACUUCAUGUUUGAAAAAUGCAACAAAUGAUAUUGCCUGGCAGACCGAGAGGGCGUAGCCUCUACUAAAUACACACACAGACUCACAACAACAUUGUAAAAUUAUAAUGUACCAUCCAACAUCAUCGUGUACUUCCUAGCCAAUAGCGAUGGCAGAUUUAAAUUCAAAUAGUUUUUACCUGACGACGGCACAACACUGAGUUUUAGGCAAAAUAUUUAAAUUUGAACUAAAAUGCACUUAAGUGCCAAAUUAUUGACUACACGUGUCUACAGCACAAUUAGACAUUUGUAGUUUAUCAGUAAAAAAAAACUUGGUUUGGGGGUGACUUGCUCUUUAAUGUUUACUUCGUUUGCACUUUAAUUCUGUGUUUUAAAGAACAAGUCCAUUUGGUCUCAAGUAUUAAACUAAUCUGGGUUUGUGAUGUUAAUGUGAGCAUGAAAUUAAAAAGCCAUAAUUUAAGAAAUGGUGUGUACAGCUAAAGAAAUAAACAACGAAAUGCAUAAGUA